Messenger RNA from Gallus gallus (chicken), 3451 nucleotides. It is a transcript of the gene BAIAP2, whose product is annotated as BAI1 associated protein 2. Gene Ontology annotation, cellular component: cytosol; nucleoplasm. Bases 79 to 1758 code for a protein of 559 amino acids. Gene Ontology annotation, biological process: actin crosslink formation; plasma membrane organization; actin filament bundle assembly. The transcript has 16 exons. Gene Ontology annotation, molecular function: cytoskeletal adaptor activity; protein binding. NCBI's taxonomy places the organism in Eukaryota, Metazoa, Chordata, Aves, Galliformes, Phasianidae. The record is from RefSeq and is a predicted model, not a curated record.
GCUCUCCGCGCCCGCCGGCAGCCCGGAUCCACGCCGCCCCGCACCGCCCCGCAGCCCCCGCAGCCCCCGCCGCCGCCCAUGGUGCUGCCCGGCCCGCCCGGCAUGGCUCGCUCCGAGGAGGUUCACCGCCUCACCGAGAAUGUCUACAAGACAAUCAUGGAGCAGUUCAACCCCAGCCUCAGGAACUUCAUUUCUAUGGGGAAGACCUACGAAAAAGCCUUAGCAAGUAUGACAUAUGCAGCAAAAGGAUACUUCGACGCGCUGGUGAAGAUGGGCGAGUUGGCCAGUGAGAGCCAAGGCUCCAAGGAGCUGGGAGACGUGCUCUUCCAGAUGGCUGAAGUCCACAGGCAGAUCCAGAACCAGCUGGAGGAAAUGCUGAAGUCCUUCCACAACGAGCUCCUGACGCAGCUGGAGCAGAAGGUGGAGCUGGACUCACGCUACCUGAGCGCUGCACUGAAGAAAUACCAAACGGAGCAAAGGAACAAGGGUGACUCGCUCGACAAGUGCCAGGCUGAGCUGAAGAAGCUGCGGAAGAAGAGCCAAGGAAGCAAAAACCCCCAGAAGUACUCAGACAAAGAGCUGCAGUACAUCGAGGCCAUCAGCAACAAGCAAGGUGAGCUGGAGAAUUACGUCUCUGAUGGCUACAAGACAGCUCUGACCGAGGAGAGGCGGCGGUUCUGCUUCCUGGUGGAGAAGCAGUGUGCUGUGGCCAAGAGUGCAAUCACCUACCAUGCCAAGGGGAAGGAGAUGCUGACACAGAAGCUCCCGCUGUGGCAGCAGUCGUGCUCUGAUCCCAACAAGAUCCCGGACCGUGCCAUCCAGCUGAUGCAGCAGAUGGCUGCCAGCAGCAAUGGCACCAUCAUGCCCAGCCCUCUGUCUACAUCCAAGUCCAACCUCAUCAUCUCUGACCCCAUUCCUGGUGCCAAACCUCUCCCUGUUCCCCCGGAGCUGGCACCUUUUGUUGGACGCAUGCAGGAGGCCAUGCCGGCGGUGAAUGGAGUCUCGGGCCCAGACAGUGACGAUUACAACCACUGGUCUGAGGUGAAGCCAGCACAGCCCAAAUCUUUGUCUCCUCCCCAGCCUCAGAAGCAGCUGAGCGACUCUUACUCGAACACACUUCCCGUUCGCAAAAACGUCACCCCGAAAAACAGCUACGCCUCAGCUGAAAACAAGACGCUGCCACGCUCCAGCUCCAUGGCUGCAGGGCUCGAGAGGAACGGCAGGACGAGGGUGCAGGCCAUUUUCUCUCAUGCUGCUGGGGAUAACAGCACCCUCCUGAGCUUCAAGGAGGGAGACCUCAUCACGCUGCUGGUGCCAGAGGCCAGGGAUGGGUGGCACUAUGGAGAGAGCGAGAAAACAAAACUGAGGGGCUGGUUUCCUUUCUCCUACACACGUGUCCUUGACAACGAUGGCAGUGAGCGGGUCCAUGCGAGCCUGCAACAGGGGAAGAGCAGCAGCACGGGCAACCUGCUCGACAAAGAUGACAUUGCCAUCCCACCACCCGACUACGGCAUGUCCUCACAAGCCUUCCCAUCGCAGAACGUCAACACCUUCAAGCAGAGGCCAUACAGCGUGGCCGUGCCCGCCUUCUCCCAGGACUACCUUAUGCCCUAUGGUUGUGCAAUUAAAGACUAUUCCAGUGGCCUCUGCCAACCACCACCCGCCCACUACAAGCCUUACGCUAGGUCGACAGCUGGUCUCGAUGACUAUGGGACGAGGUCUGUGAGCAGCCCCGAUGUUGAAGUGGCCAGGUUUUGAGAUGCCCCCUGCCCAUAGUUAAAACCCCUUUGCCAACGUCCAGCUGAAACCGACCGUGACGAACGACCGCUCGGCGCCGCUCAUCAGCUGAUGCCGGGAGCGCUGCCCCCCCGUGGCACUGCCGCCGCCUCAUCGCCCGGCGCAUGGCUGCCUCCCUGAGCCGCCUUUUUAGGCAGAGUUUAUUUAAUCCUGCUGCUUUGAAAAGCCAAAGGCUAAAGCUAUAGUGCCCUGAUUUCCUCUCUUCUCUAGAUCCAGCUCUCUCCCUGCAGUGGUGGGGGUCAGAUAGCUGCCAAACAGUCUGAUCCCCGCUCCCCCCUCCCAAGAUGGCACACCCUGUGCUCCCAGCUCAUGCCCCAUAGCCAGAUUUGCUUCUAGGAGUGGCAGCAGCUUGCAAGGGAGGGAGGACGGCACAGGGGACACCCUGCUCUCGUGGGGUGCGGUGGCGAUGGGCGGGCAGGAGAGCCCCAGUCUCCCCUUAAGCAAAGGAGUUGCUGGUGCCAGUGCUGCAGCUCAGGGUCAGGGCUGGACUCUGCUCCCAGGGCUGCUGCAGUGCCAUGGCCGUGUACAUAGGGGGGGUGUUACGGUACUGCUGUAGGAUAUAAGCUAAGAAAUAACUCGAGGAGCAGAGGGCUCCAUGGAUAGGUGCCGUGGGGUAGCCAGCACUGCUGUGCUCCUUCCCAGGCUCAGCCGCAGAGCCCUCCUGCUUUGCUGCUUCUCUUCCGCUAUUCCUAGGGCUGCAUGAGACUGAAAUAUAUACACAUAUAUACUCGUACCCCCGGCCCUGCCAAAGGGGAAGGGGUUUUUGGAGCAGGAGCCGCGUCUUUGCUGCAUGAUGCAGCUGGCACCAGAGAGGCACGGCUGGGAGCAGUGCCCAGAGGUUCUGCCUUUCCCGUUGUAUUCGUCAUGUUGCACUUUUUUAAUUGCUUGAGCACAGAGGACCGCUCGGGUUGCUGUGACUGUAGGUUUAGCCCAGGUGGCAGAGAGCCGACCGCGUUGGUCACUGCUGGUGGGGUUCUGCUAUGGAAGGGCUUUCCAGUCAGAGCCAGCUGCUGGCGUUGCUGUGCCCCCUCCCACGGCUCAUGGAGGUGCCCUGCAAGAGAGCAUCCCCACGCAGGGCCAAAGUGAUGCUGGCUGCCCCCAGGACACGUUUUGCUCCUGGAGACAUCGCUGCUUCCUGUGUGGGCCUGGAGCAGCACUGUGACCCCCAGCAUCUGCCCACCAGAGCCCACCUCCAGGUGCUGUCCUCCGGCACCGCUGCAUGGGAAGCCACCACCUCGUCCCUAAGUACGCCCGUCCCAACAGCACCCCAAAACGCAGUGCAGGGGCUGCACCCUGCCCAAUGUCCUGUGCCCCAAGGAUGAUGGCAGCUGUGCCAGCCCCAGGUCUCACCGUGCGGUGCCAACCCUUGUGCCAUGCGCUGACAGCCACUGUGUUGUGCCUCGGGGCAACAAGAGCCAUGGGGCAGGGGAAGGCUCUGCAGCAUCUCGGGGGCCUUCAGGAGGGCUGGGGGGCUCACAGCCGGGGUAGGGGUGUCAGGAUGGGGCGUUCCUUGUCACCAGCCCAGUGUCGUCCUCUUCCAGCCCCACACGAAGGGCUGCUGAGCCCGGGGCUUCACUGCACCUCUUGCCUUCGUGGCCACCUGCAAGAUGUAACCUGAAAUAGUUUUGUUUUGUUUUGUUUUUUUAAAUGAGAG